Messenger RNA from Mesitornis unicolor (brown roatelo), 960 nucleotides. Its product is annotated as disabled homolog 2-like. NCBI's taxonomy places the organism in Eukaryota, Metazoa, Chordata, Aves, Mesitornithiformes, Mesitornithidae. The record is from RefSeq and is a predicted model, not a curated record. Gene Ontology annotation, biological process: receptor-mediated endocytosis; positive regulation of endocytosis; negative regulation of canonical Wnt signaling pathway. Gene Ontology annotation, cellular component: plasma membrane.
GAAACUGAAGAGAUUCUGUUAGUGGAUCUAAACUCUGAAACUGACCAGACUUUUGUAAAAGAGGAUCUCUUCUUGAAUGGCAUCACAACCUCUCUUCCACAACCCAAGCCACAGCCACCCUUCUUACCCGAGAGUUCUAGGACUACAUUGAAUUACUUAUUUAGCUCAGACUUGUUUGUGCCAACUACAGAGAGUCUCAGCUUGACCUCAGUGGCACAGACAGGAUCUGUGCCAACUAACCCACUGGACCUCUUCAAAACAAGUCCUACCACAGCACCUCCAUUGGCUGGUCUAGGUGGCUUGCCAGUAACUUCAUCACCAUGGAGUGCACAGACAUCUGCCUUCACUCAGGCUGCGUCAGUCUUUCCUGUGUCUAUGAUGCCUGUUCACCAACCACUUGCCUUUGGUGCUCAAGCAGUGCCAAGCUGGAGCCAGCCUGCAUCAUUUGGUCCAGCAGCCUCUCAGACCUAUGGUCUCUGGGCACAGCCAGCACAAGUUCAAUUUACUUCAUGGACACAGCCAUCCAGUGCUGUAAAUCCCUUUCAUAGUAGUAUGUUCCCAUCUUCAAAACUACCUGCUCACACCUCAUCUGCUCUACCCUCCAUGUCAACAACUAGCUCACCUCAGCCACCACCUAGAACUACACCUCAGAAGGAGCUAUCUGAGAGAGAGAGUGAUGCUUUUAUUGCUCUGGAUCUACUUGGUGAUAAAGAGAUGAGGGAUGUCAAGGAAAUGUUCAAAGGCUUCCAGCUGACAAAGCCACCUGAAGUACCAGCAAGGAGAGGAGAGCAGCAAAGCCUUUCAGAACCACCAAAGCCUGUUCCCCGACAAACUGUGCUGCCAGCUGAUGGCCUAUUUGAAAGUCAAGCUAAAACAGACCUUUUCAGUGCCUCAUCUAAGGAAUCUCGGAAACCACCUUCUGGUCCUUUUGGUGAUCCUUUUGGCAAUCCAUUUGCAUAG